UACAACUAGGUAGUGUCGAGAGCUGCGAGCCAGGAGAGAAACCGUGUGACCCGAGUCGAACGCGGCGAGUCCGAGUCACAUUGGAGCCGUACAGCGUGGAGACCUCGAGCGCUCUCAUCGCGGCACAGACCCUGGAUAUGGCUACGUCUAUACUUGGGGAGGAGCCACGGUUUGGAACUACACCUCUAGCGAUGCUGGCUGCGACCUGCAACAAAAUCGGCAACACCAGUCCCCUCACAACUUUGCCCGACUCGAGCGCCUUCUCGAAAGGUGGAUUUCAUCCGUGGAAACGAUCCUCCUCCAGCUGCAACUUGGGGUCCAGCCUGCCCGGUUUCACGGUAGCAACGAGCCGCGCGUCCACGGGACUAACGCCGACCAGUGGCACGAGCAACAGCGCGUUUUGUUUAGCCUCCACCUCGCCGACCUCGUCCGCCUUUUCCACCGAGUACAGCGGCCUCUUUUCCAACUCCGCGAGCGUCACGACGCAAGAAUCGGGACAGUCGGCUUUUAUCUCCAAAGUCCACACGUCGGCGGAGACUCUGUACCCACGAGUGGGCAUGGCGCACCCUUACGAGUCGUGGUACAAGUCCGGGUUCCACUCGACCAUCUCCGGGGACGUCGCCAACGGCGCGUCCUCGUGGUGGGACGUUCACACGAACCCGGGGACGUGGCUCGACGUCCAGAACCCCGCGGGCACCCUCCAGACCUCGCUGCACUCGGGGACGCCCCAGGCCAUCCACUCCCAGCUGAGCGGCUACAACCCGGACUUCUCCUCGCUGACCCACUCGGCGUUCAGCUCCACGGGCAUCAGCCCGUCCGCGUCUCACCUGCUGUCCACCAGCCAGCACCUGUUAACGCAGGACGGCUUCAAAACGGUCAUCCCCGCGUACACAGACGCCUCCGCCGCCAACGCCAUGAUUUCUGGGGGCAGCUCGGGGAUAAGCAGCUCCUCCCGGUCGUCCAGGCGGUACUCCGGCAGGGCGACGUGUGACUGUCCGAACUGCCAGGAGGCCGAGCGGCUGGGGCCCGCCGGGGCCAGCCUGCGGAGGAAGGGACUGCACAGCUGCCACAUUCCCGGCUGCGGCAAAGUGUACGGGAAGACCUCUCACCUCAAGGCGCACCUGCGGUGGCACACCGGGGAGCGGCCUUUCGUCUGCAACUGGCUUUUCUGCGGCAAAAGGUUCACGCGGUCCGACGAGCUGCAGAGACACCUCCGCACCCACACCGGCGAGAAACGCUUCGCGUGCCCGGUGUGCAACAAGCGCUUCAUGCGCAGUGACCAUUUGAGCAAGCACAUCAAAACGCACACGGCCGGUGGGGGCGGCAAAAAGGGCAGCGACAGUGACACCGACACCAGUAACCUGGAGACGCCGAGGUCCGAGUCCCCAGAACUUAUUUUGGACGGGGUGAAUCCCAGAAUCACUGUUAAGGAUCCGUCUCCUCACGACGAGCCGUGAUGAGACUCCACGCCAAACUGCACAGCAUUGAAAACGGGUCCUAUUAGACAGACACUAAAAGGGAGAAAAUGCGUCAAGAGGCGAACGUCGACUUAAAAAAUCUAUCCUGCACAGGCGUAACAAGUAUGUCAUUCGUAAAUCCAUCUCAAACAAACCGCCGAGUGAUUCGCUGUGGGCCUUUGGGAAAUUUCUAGGGACAACUUGAAAAUGAAAUGGAUGUUUAAGGGUGCGCGAAACGUGUUGAACUUUAGUUGGACAGUGUGAGUCCCAUCUUGUAUAUUGACGACUAAACUAUGUGUUAAUUUUCAUGUAAAUGUUAGACUAUGAUUGUUUUAUUCGUGUUGGUAUCCUGGAAAUCAGGGAGUUUACUUUCGACGCACUUUGUGGAUAUGUAUGUACACAGCUUUUUCAACUUUGGUUAAUCAUUUUAUUUCUUUGCUAAAAAUAUCUAUAUAUAAAUGUUUACCUGUAUAAAGUCACACGUAUAAGACUUUCAUUUUAUCGUAAUUAAAACAUCUUAAAAAAGGC
Molecule: messenger RNA, 1985 nt
Organism: Betta splendens (Siamese fighting fish)
Lineage: Eukaryota; Metazoa; Chordata; Actinopteri; Anabantiformes; Osphronemidae
Gene: sp9
Product: sp9 transcription factor
Exons: 2
Coding region: 138-1457 (439 amino acids)
Biological process (GO): regulation of transcription by RNA polymerase II
Molecular function (GO): DNA-binding transcription factor activity, RNA polymerase II-specific; RNA polymerase II cis-regulatory region sequence-specific DNA binding
Source: RefSeq, a predicted model, not a curated record